Messenger RNA from Leptopilina boulardi, 548 nucleotides. RefSeq lists its product as uncharacterized. Lineage: Eukaryota; Metazoa; Arthropoda; Insecta; Hymenoptera; Figitidae. The transcript is spliced from 4 exons. Gene Ontology annotation, biological process: sensory perception of smell. The record is from RefSeq and is a predicted model, not a curated record. The coding region runs from base 60 to 548 and encodes 162 amino acids. Gene Ontology annotation, cellular component: membrane. Gene Ontology annotation, molecular function: olfactory receptor activity; odorant binding.
UGGUUUUUCUAUUAUAUCCCAUCUUAAUUAAAUCAUUUCCACAAAAAAAUGAGACAACUAUGCAACUUCUUUAUCCAGUGAAACAUUUCUUAAAUAUUCAAAAUUAUUAUUACUGUAUUGUUGCGAUGACAUAUUUUGGUACUCUUGCUAUAAUCACCGCAUAUGUUGCAUUUGAUACAGUAUUAGUUAUUUUCAUCCAACAUGCUUGUGGAAUGUUCUCUCUAAAUCUGAAUAACUAUAAUUCAAAUUGGUAUAACAUAUCACUUAGGACAAAAAAAAUGUUGUACAUUAUGUUACUUAAAUCUGAAAAGGUGUGUAAAUUAACAGGAGGAAAAUUCUUUGACAUGUCUUAUCACACUUUCGUCAAGGUUGGAACUGUAAUAGUGGCAUCAAAAGAAGGAGACAUUGUCGUUGUUUUAGAAGCAUCGCUAAAUAUUUUUAUCGACAUUAUAGUUUUAUCAAAUAUUAUAUUGUGGUUAUUUAACUUCACUAAAAAGAAAGAACAAUUUUGGAGAAAUAUGCAAAUAAAAGUCGAAAGAUCACUAUAA